UCGCUCGGCUGGCGGCUGCCGCUGGUCGGCGCACACGCUCCACCAGUCCACCCACCCACACCGCCUCCAGAGAACGCGAAAAAAACACAUGCUGGGUCGGCGCGCGGCACCACCACUCCACGCGGCGGCAGAUACCUCCUCUCCUCUGCCCGCUCCCCCCGCGUCCCGUAAGCAGAAGCAGGCAGCGAGCGAGGGGGGUCGGCCAGACCAGCCGAGCCGAGCCGUGUCCGUUCCGGUCGCUCCCCCGCGAUGGCCACGGCGGCCGUGGCGAGGCACACCCACCACCACCACCACCGCGGGGCACCCUGGCGCGGCAGGGGGCAGGGGGAGAGGUGGCGGCUGCGGCGCGGCGGGAUACGGUGCUCAUCGCCGGCGCAGGAGUUCGCGGCGCUGGCAGCGGUGUUCCGGAGGCGGCUGGUGGUGGGGGCCACCACGGCGGCGGCCGCGGCGGUGGGGGCCAACUUCGGCGGCGUCACCAGCUUCCUCCUCGGCCUGUCGCCGGAGCUCGGCAGGUCGCUCCGCCUCGACGUGCUCUACCCCGUCGGCGGCUUCUCCCGCUGCCUCGACUCCGACAAUGGGUUCGAAUUCAUCUAUCCAUCAAGUUGGGUAGGAGAUCAGACUCUACUAUACAGGGAAGCGAAGAAAGCAGAAUUGCAGAGAUCACUAGAUCCUCCACCCCUGAAAAAUGGGAGAUUGUCUAGACCUCGGAACAUUAGUGAGCCCGUGGCAGCAUUUGGGCCCCCGGGAUCCAAUGGGGAGCUCAAUGUCAGUGUCAUUGUUUCACCUGUACCUCAAGACUUCUCGAUUGAGGCUUUUGGUGGUCCGAAAGAUGUGGGGGAAGUGGUGCUCAGAAGGAUUGCGAGGACAAGGCGAAGUCCAGAUAUAAACGCUACUCUUAUCGACGCAGCCUUGAGAGAAGAUGCGGAGAAUGUCAAAUACUACAAGCUAGAGUUCCGAGUCGAGAGCCCUUCUUUCCGACGACACAAUGUUGCUGUCUGCUGCGCGAAGGACGGCAAGCUUUACACCAUGAAUGCGCAAGCACCGGAGUCGGCAUGGAAAGCAGUCCAGGAAGAGUUCUUUGCAAUGGCGGAUUCCUUCAGCCUAGUGAACUAUGUUUGAUACAGCAGGCGGGCAGUUUUGUACCCCUGAGCGUUUUUUCUUUUCAGUAGCUUGUAACUUCCUCAAGCACUAGAUAUCGUGGCCUCGUUUAUAGAGACUAGGAGAAAAGUAAAAUAAUGUCGUUGUCACAAAUUACAAUCAUGUCUAAAAUUUUCUUCUGCAUGCAUUGGUUAGAGAAUCUAAUCUUAUUUCACUA
This is a messenger RNA of Setaria italica (foxtail millet), 1315 nucleotides long. RefSeq names its product psbP domain-containing protein 7, chloroplastic. Bases 250 to 1119 code for a protein of 289 amino acids. The transcript is spliced from 3 exons. Gene Ontology annotation, cellular component: extrinsic component of membrane; photosystem II; photosystem II oxygen evolving complex. Lineage: Eukaryota; Viridiplantae; Streptophyta; Magnoliopsida; Poales; Poaceae. The record is from RefSeq and is a predicted model, not a curated record. Gene Ontology annotation, molecular function: calcium ion binding. Gene Ontology annotation, biological process: photosynthesis.